GACUUUGGCAGUUCCUAACCAGUCGAUCAAUCGUUGGAGAUCGAGCCAUGGAGAACGAGCGGGCGGCAGCCAAGAGGAAGAGGACGAGGACGUCGAAGAAGCCGCAUGUGCCGCACGAGGUCGUCACGGAGAUCCUGCUUCGGCUGCCGACCAGGUCGCUUCUACGGUUCACCUCCGUCUGCAAAGCAUGGCGUGCAACCAUCUUGGACGAUCCGGCCUUCGACCGCGACCUCCGCCUCCACCGCGGCGACCAUCCAUGCCUUCUCAUCGCCCCGCAGACCAGACUCCCCAACCACAACAUGAAAACAACGUGGCAAAGUCACGUCGUCGCCACCACUGGCCUCUACCGAUGGCAGGAGACCGAGGGGGCCGCAGCCCUCAUGCAGUCCAUGGACUCUCUCCCCGCCGAGGCGGUGACCCGAUUCGCGCACUGCGACGGAGUGGUGCUGGUGGCCUCCGAUUCCACGGUGCGGGUGCUCAACCCGGCCACGCGCCGCGUCCUCACACUGCCUGCGUGGAGCACAAGCCCCUCGUCUAGCCAACCGUCUUUUGGCCUGGGUCGCGACCCUUGGACCAACGCGUACAAGGUCGCGCGUCUAUGGCACCGAACGGAGCCCAACUCUAAAUCUUUCACCGGCAUCGUCUACGCAUACCACCAUGUGGAGGUCUUCACCAUCGGAGCCGACCAGCAUUGGCGCCGGUUGGUGCAUCCACCACACAGCAUAAUGAUCGGGCAGACGGCCACCUUCUUCAAGGGCUCUCUCUUAUGGAUCAUCCAGCCAUUCGAGCCCAAGGCCGUAUCUGGUUUCCUACAUUUAAAGCUGUGGGACGAAACCUUCAAUAUCGUCUCCUGGCCACCUUGUGGCCCGUGGUUUCACAAUGAGGCCUGCCUGUCUGAACUGCGUGGGGAGUUGUGCGUGACUUGUCCAGACCAGAACCUGGAGAUGCUUGAUAUGUGGAUGUGUAAAGAUGUCGAUGGUGCUGACCUGCCGCGCUGGGACAAACGUUAUACCAUCCGCUGGGAAUGGGCUCGAGCAUCCCUCCGCCCGCUGGCAAUACUUGGUGAUGGUGUACUCAUGUGUCAAACCUCGAGGAACAUGUUGUGCCGCUGUAAUUUACAUACCGAUGACAAGCAUGUCGAGGUCAAGGAUACAGUUCGUUUGAAUGACCUCGAAUACCUCAACCCGGAGGACGGCACAAUUUUGGAUUAUCCAUGUAAAAUCAAGUUCUCCUUUGAUGUAGUUUCCUAUGUUCCAAGCUUGGCCCGAAUCUAA
Lolium perenne is the source of this 1274-nucleotide messenger RNA. RefSeq names its product F-box/kelch-repeat protein At2g43445-like. The record is from RefSeq and is a predicted model, not a curated record. NCBI's taxonomy places the organism in Eukaryota, Viridiplantae, Streptophyta, Magnoliopsida, Poales, Poaceae. Gene Ontology annotation, molecular function: protein binding.